AUGGCCUCCACCGAAGUUUUGCAUAUGACUUCGCCUCUCUCCCCUCUUCCUCGCUACUCUUCUUCUCCACGCCUGGACAUGAACCGUCGGAGUCAUAAUCCUUACCAUCGCUUCCUCUCUCCUUCUCCUUCUCGUCCCUCGCUCCGACAUCAAAGAUCGUCCUCCGUCCCGUCCGUCUACUACAACGGGAUGCUCGAACAUUUUCCCAUGGAGCAGCCGAGGAGGCGAGAGUAUCCGACAUAUCACCAUAGCCACCAUCACCAUCACCACCAACAACCUCGUCGGCAACACACGAUACGCUCAGGACGACGUCAGACCCGAUUCCCGCGUGACUCACUCCUCGUCAAUCCUGAUAUCAUCGACCGUCUAGAUGACGCGGGUAUUUAUCAAUACCACCACGAAGGUCCCUACGACGCUGUCUACCCGGAAAGAAAUCACGACACCAAAGUGAGUCCCGUCGAAGCGCUUCAGACGUCAAACGCAGAGGCUCUCAAAGCCACCCCGUCCGACAAAAUCCGCGACUGUCUCGAUAGCCACCGUCCGCUAGAUGGAGUGGCUUAUUUCCCUCCCGGACACACCGACAGGGAAGGCCAAACCUAUGAAUACGAGGAGGGACCCAACAUGAUGAACGACUAUGGAAAUUUUAUGCGCUGUCCCGGAUUGAAAUUUACCGAUGAGGAUUUCAAAAACGAUCCAUUCUACAACAAACCUCUUCCCAAGCCAUUUGCCUCGAUCCGAAAGGUCUUGAACUUCCGCCGCCGACGGGGCACGACCUGA
Molecule: messenger RNA, 777 nt
Organism: Aspergillus melleus
Lineage: Eukaryota; Fungi; Ascomycota; Eurotiomycetes; Eurotiales; Aspergillaceae
Exons: 2
Coding region: 1-777 (258 amino acids)
Cellular component (GO): cytoplasm
Source: RefSeq, a predicted model, not a curated record